AUGACUUUCAAAGAUACAUACACCCGUGAUGGGCGGAUUGUGGACGAGCUUCCAGACGACGUCGAGAUAGUGUCUGUGGAACAGGAGCUGAAGCGGGUAUUCAUUUGGCAACCCAGUAAAAGACAUUCUGGUGACUUGGAUCGAUCCGACAUGGAGCGCCCUGACGCUGAAGUGGGCGAGUGUGCGAUCACAAACGUGGCACCCCCGCUCUUGCUGGAGCUUCUGCUCCACCACUCGGACAUCAGAGUGCCCGCCCUGACCGCGCUAGCAUGCACCGCAACCGACUUCAGCGCGGCGGUGAACGAGCUUUGGCCUUCGAUGAUGGCAAAAUUUUCGGAGAGCUGUCAGAAUGAACCGACUACUCCCCUGACCGCGAGACAGAUUCCGGUCGAAGCCUUUCGUAAAACUCCCCACCCGGCCAGCGCUUGCAGGGUUCGGGCGUUGACUAGACCGAGAGGCGAAGGCUUGAACUUGAGCUUCGAAUUCGAGGAAGAAGGCUCAGAAUGGACGCGCCAGGACGCUCUGAUGACGGUGUAUACUGCUCGCUACACGUAUCGUCUCAGCACGGCAGACAUUCGUCAACUCCAACCAUACACAGGCAUGUACAAUGACAAGUACUACAGAUUCGAAGACGUUCUGGGGGCGGGCAUGCUCCGAUUCGGGCGACGGCCUUAUCUGGAGCGCCUCCUCCGAAGACCGAUCCGGGAGCAUCCGCAGAUCGAGAAGAGGAGCACCGGCUGGAAUCAUGUGAUGCGGUUGCACCAGAGGGUGGCCCCGGAAGUCAUGCUCGACACGAGAACACUUCAAGCAUAUGCCGAGGAGUACAUGAAGUCGGGCGUCGGGAUCAAUGUAAUCAGGAGCCGUCUGUGGUCGCACAGAUUCUUCUUGCAGCAGGUGUCUCAGCUGGUGCCCCAUAUGAACGUGGCCGAGCAGUCACGAGUUAAGCAUCUCCAGAAAGCUUACGUCUUGACGAAUGACUAUGAGCUGGUCCGAGAAGCUACCAGGAUAAUGAUAGCAAUAACAGGACUUCACUGA
Messenger RNA from Klebsormidium nitens, 1035 nucleotides. The record is from the annotation of a GenBank genome assembly. Lineage: Eukaryota; Viridiplantae; Streptophyta; Klebsormidiophyceae; Klebsormidiales; Klebsormidiaceae.